AGCUUCCUCAGCUUUAUUUAUUUAUUUUUCCAUAUUGAUGAAUUAGUAUAAAUAGGCUUACAAGCCUAGCUAGUAAAUGGAACUAGCCAAAAUAGUUACUUCUAUCAACAACCAUUUUCAACAAACAACAGUCAUACGUACAAGAUGAAUUCCUCUGAUCAACAAAUGAAUAGCAUCACUUACAUGGAACCAAAAUUGUACAAAGCUGCAGAAGCAGGCAACAUCAACCCAUUUAAGGAUCGUCUUCCAACUUCUCUCAUUGAGCUAUUGACUCCACAAAACAACACAAUUCUUCAUGUUUACUUAGACAACCAACGUACAGAAUCAGAAUCCACUGAUUUUGUUGGCCAAAUUAUUGAUAUGUGUCCACAACUGCUAUUGCAAGCCAAUACUAAAGGCGAAACCCCACUACAUUUUGCGGCAAGAUAUGGGCAUUCCAAUGCAGUGAAAGUCUUGAUUGACCGCGCAAAAAAUCUAGCUAUAGAUCCUGAGAACGGGCUAGCAGAAAUAAAGAAGAUGUUGAGGAUGACGAAUGAAGAGAGAGAUACAGCGUUGCAUGUUGCAGCUCGAAAUAUCCAAGCCCGAGUGGUGAAAAGAUUGACAAAAGUGGACCCUGAGUUUUCAUAUUCCGCCAAUGUUCAUGGAGAAACUCCACUUUAUAUUGCUGCCAAUAUGAGGUUUAAGAAUUGGAGGUUUACAAGACAUGAAGAAAAUAGAAAAAAAGUGAUCGACGAAAUCUUGAGUAAUUGCGAGUCAGUGGAAUAUUGUGGUUCUCAUGGCAGAACCGCACUACACGCGGCAGCCAUGCAUGGUGAUCAUGAGACAGCAAGAAAGAUAUUAAAAAGAGACGCGAGUUUGACGAGAAGAACCGACGAUGACGGGUGGUCACCACUUCACUACGCUGCCUUUUUCCCUAAUUUAUCUCAUGGUGUGCCAACAGUAAAAGUACUACUAAAACAUGAUGUGUCCGCAGCCUACAUUGUUGAUUCAGAGAAGAGAACAGCCCUUCACUUGGCCGUCGUUCGAGGCAAUAUCGCAGCAAUGAAAGAGAUUAUGAUCACUUGUCCAGCUUGUUGUGAACUAGUAGAUAGCAGAGGUUGGAAUGCCCUUCACUAUGCUGCCAUAACUCUAAAAGGAGCACUUACAGCUAUGUAUUUCCCUCGACGGAUUCCUAAAUUUGACAAACUUAUAUACGAGAAGGAUAACGAUGGAAACACACCAUUGCAUCUAUUUGCUGCUUUCGGCAGUUAUCCCCAGAAGUUUUUGAGUAGUCAUUGGAGACAUGCGUACAAGAAGAUGUGUGGCCUUAACAAGCAAAACCUCAGCGUUGAUGACAUCUUGGUAGGAAAUUUUCCUGAAGAAAAGAAAAAGAUUUUGGAAUCAUUGAAAGAUGUACGGAGUGGACCGCUUCAACGGCCCAUAGCUAUGAUGAAAGAAGAGGACCUCUCUAUUACUGAGAGAGGAAUCGAGGCUCAUAUAGUUGUAGCGGCACUCGUAGCAACAGUAACAUUUGCAGCUGCUUUCACCAUGCCUGGCGGUUACAAGAACGAACAAGGCACUGCAGUUCUUAUUAAAAAAGCUGUUUUUGCAGUCUUUGUUAUAUCAGAUGCAAUAGCAAUGGUUCUCUCAACUUCUGCUCUCUGCAUGCACCUUUAUUGGGCACAGCUUGGAAAAAGAGGUCAAGUGGAAGAGGAUUUAAAACAAUACUUCUCUUAUUGGACAUCUACUUUAAUCAUACUUGCCAUACAGGCAAUGGUCAUCGCAUUCAUCGCAGGAAGUUGGGCAGUGCUAGCUCCAUCAUUUUGGCUUGUAAACACGAUUGGUUUCAUUGGUUUAGCCUUCUCAUUCUUUACGUCCAAGGCAAGCAUAGAUCAAUUACGCAACUGUAUAAAAUACUGAAAAUAAACACUUCACAGCAGAUUUUAUAUAUUAUAACUAAAUUUAUUUUCAAUUAGAUUUUAAAUAAAUUAUUUAUAUCGAAACUGAUGUAUAUGGUAAAAAAAUAAUAUAAAGAAUCAUUGAUAUUUUUACAA
Messenger RNA from Populus nigra (black poplar), 2033 nucleotides. RefSeq lists its product as uncharacterized. Gene Ontology annotation, cellular component: plasma membrane. Gene Ontology annotation, molecular function: protein phosphatase regulator activity; protein phosphatase 1 binding. NCBI's taxonomy places the organism in Eukaryota, Viridiplantae, Streptophyta, Magnoliopsida, Malpighiales, Salicaceae. The transcript has 4 exons. The record is from RefSeq and is a predicted model, not a curated record. The coding region runs from base 145 to 1899 and encodes 584 amino acids.